Eutrema salsugineum is the source of this 1796-nucleotide messenger RNA. Its product is annotated as disease resistance protein RPS6. Gene Ontology annotation, molecular function: ADP binding; ATP hydrolysis activity. The record is from RefSeq and is a predicted model, not a curated record. Gene Ontology annotation, biological process: defense response; signal transduction. Lineage: Eukaryota; Viridiplantae; Streptophyta; Magnoliopsida; Brassicales; Brassicaceae.
ACUCUUUACGUCUUCUUUUUAUUCGAGUCUCAUAAUCUCUCAUUCGUUGCGCCAUUUUUCUUCAUCCUAAGCAUCUUUUCAUGGCUCAUUCUUCUUCUCUUCCUCGCAAUUGGGUAUACGACGUCUUCCCGAGCUUCAGCGGAGAAGAUGUUCGACAAAAAUUCCUCAGUCACUUUCUCAAGGAGCUAGAUCGGAAAUUGAUAAUUGCUUUCAAAGAUAACGAGAUCGAGAGAAGCCAAUCGCUAGAUCCCGAGCUUACAUGAGCGAUUAGGGAUUCGAGGAUCGCCGUCGUAAUCAUUUCCAGAAACUACGCAUCUUCAAGCUGGUGCUUGAACGAGCUGCUUGAGAUUGUUAACUGCAAAGAUGAAACUGGUCUAUUGGUGAUUCCGGUUUUCUACGGUUUGGAUCCUUCUCAUGUUAGGAAACAGAACGGCGAUUUUGGGGACGUCUUUGAGAAGACUUGCCAGAACAAAACACCGGAUGAGCAAAAUCUGUGGCGGAGAGCUUUGACUGAUGUAGCUAAUAUGCUGGGAUAUCAUUCUUCGAAAUGGGAUAAUGAAUCAAAAAUGAUAGAAGAAAUCGCCAAUGAUGUUUUGGUUAAACUGGAUUUAACUCUAUCAAAGGGGUUUGAGGAUUUUGUUGGCAUCGAAGAUCACGUAGCAGAGAUGAGUUCAUUGUUGCGUUUGGAAUCCGAGCAAGUGAGGAUGGUUGGGAUAUGGGGCUCCUCGGGGAUUGGCAAGACUACCAUUGCAAGAGCUCUGUUUAGUCGACUCUCUCGUCAUUUUCAAGGUAGUGUCUUCAUAGACAGUGCUUUCAUAUCUAGGUGUAAGAAAAACUACCACAAGGCCAAUCCAGAUGACUAUAACAUGAAGUUGCAUUUGCAAAGAACUUUUCUGUCUGAGAUUUUCGGGAAAAGGGAUAUAAAGAUGGAUCAUAUAGGUGCAAUGGGAGAGAGGCUAAAGCAUCUGAAACUUCUUAUUGUUCUUGAUGAUUUGGAUGAUCAAGUGGUGCUAGAUGCCUUGGCUGGUCGAACUCAGUGGUUUGGACGUGGGAGCAGAAUCAUUGCGAUUACAAAAGACAAGCAUCUUUUGAGAGCCCAUGGGAUUAAAUAUAUUUACAAUGUUGGUCUCCCGUCUGAAAAGCAAGCUCAGAUGUUUUGCAGAUAUGCUUUCAAGAAAGAUUCACCACCUUAUGGUUUCAUGGGACUUGCUUCUGAAGUUGGAAAGCGUGCAGCUAGUCUUCCUUUGGGUCUCAACGUUUUGGGUUCGUAUUUGCGAGGGAGGAACAUAGGGGAUUGGAUGGAUAUGCUUCCUAGGCUUCGUAAUAGGCUAGAUGGAAACAUUCAGAAGACUUUGAGAGUCAGCUACGAUGGGUUAAGUAGCGAAGAAGAUAAAGAGUUAUUUCGUCAUAUCGCAUGUCACUACAAGAAAACACAGUUUUUGCGACUACCGUUUGCGACCACAAUGUUGGUCGCAAAUAUUUGCGACUACUUUGUAACUACUUUGCGACGACAAAGCGACUACCAAAAACAUAAACACAUAUUAUUUGGUAUUUAAUGACGAAACUUGGGCGUCGUUAAGUAGUCAAUAAUUAGCAACUAUUUAGCGACGAAUAGUUCAAUUUUUAGGGAUAGUCGCAAAUCAGUCUCAAUUUGCGACUAUAUGGCGACUGUAUUUUUAGUCGGGAAAUGUAGUUGUAACGUAGUCGCAAAUCAGCGACCAUUUUGCCACGUUUUUCUGUCAUUACUGUUGUGUCGCAAAGUUGUCUGCCAAUAAAGUUAAAAAAUUUGAAGUGGU